CACUGGUCCUCCAGCCAAUUAUAGCACGGACUUUGUGUGAAUGAAGAUUGAGCUUCACACAGACUAAAACUUCCUCCUGUGUCCAACAUCUGAUAUUAGAAAGGGAAAAUUUGCAGGCAGAAAUCUCAAACCAAGCAUCACGUUUAGACCUGACACAGUCACUUGAUUCAUGGUACCUGAAUAUCGCCAGCCUUUGACUCUAGAAGGAGAAAUGCUUGUCUGUUCUAUCUUUUUGAAGAGAUUUAAAACAUCUGUGUGACCAUAAAAGUACUGAGACACACACACACCCGAGUGAGGGAGUGUUCCAGUGCACUAACUGUGGAAAGAGCUUCAACCAGUUACACAGCCUGAAAAAACAUCACACCAUUCACAACCGGGAGAGACUGUAGAUGUGUUCUGUGCGUGGAUGAGGCUUCAACUGAUCAUUGAACCUGGAACGACAAGUGGCCAACCGCACCAUGGAGAAACCUUGGAAAUGUGGGGACUGUAGGAUGGGAUUCAAAUCCCUAUCUGAACUGGAGAUUCAUGGACGCAGACACAGCGGGGAGAGGCCAUUCACCUGUUCUGUGUGUGGGAAAGGAUUCAAUCAUUCAUCCUCACUGCUGACACACCAACGAGUUCACACUGGGGAGAGGCCGUUCACCUGCUCCGUGUGUGGGAAGGGAUUCGGUAGUUCAUCCCAUAUGAUGACACACCAGCGACUUCACACGGGGGAGAGGCCAUUCUCCUGCUUCGAGUGUGGGAAGGGAUUCAGUGAUUCAUCCAACCUGCUGAUGUACCAGCGAGUUCACACCAGAGAAAGGCGUUUCACCUGCCCUGAUUGUGGGAAGGGAUUCACUCAGUUAUCCCACCUGCAGUCACAUCAGCGAGUUCAUUCUGGAGAGAAACCGUUCACUUGCUCUCAGUGUGGGGAGGGAUUCAGUAAUUCAUCCAACCUGCGGAGACACCAGCGAAUUCACACUGAGUAAAGACCGUUUACCUGCUCUGUGUGUGGAAAGGGAUUCACUCAGUCAUCCAACCUGCUCAGACACCAGGGCAGUCACACCAAUGAGCAGCCCUUGCAAUGCUAUGAGUGCUUUAAAAGCACUGCAGACCUGAUGUUCCACCGGCGUAUUCACACUGAGAAGAGGCCGUUCAGCUGCUCUCACUGUGCAAAAAGAUUUCGAACAUCAUCCAACCUGCAGAUACACCAGUGAGUUCACACCGGGGAGAGGCUGUUCACCUGGUCUGCCUGUGGGAAGGGAUUCACUUAGCCAUCCAGCCUGCUGAGACACCAGAGCACUCACACCAAUGAGAGACCUUUUAAAUGCUCUGAUUGUGGUGGUGGCUUUAAAAACCCUAUGAUCUCAUGGUCCACCAGCGUAUUCACACUGAGGAGAGACCGUUCACCUGUUCUC
Messenger RNA from Carcharodon carcharias (great white shark), 1397 nucleotides. RefSeq names its product zinc finger protein 239-like. Bases 459 to 968 code for a protein of 169 amino acids. The record is from RefSeq and is a predicted model, not a curated record. Lineage: Eukaryota; Metazoa; Chordata; Chondrichthyes; Lamniformes; Lamnidae. The transcript has 2 exons.